GGCAGAGACGGGUUCCCUCUCUGGCAAGAGCGGUGCACCCAUCUCCACUGCCUGAGUUAGUCAGGUCAGUGAGGAGGAGCCAAGCCAACAAAAAAGGGGCAUCGCUGGCCCCACAGACACCAAGGGUCCCAGGGGAGAUCCAAAGUAAAGGGCACUGCUGGUCCCCAAAAACCCAGUUAGAGGGGCAUAUAGGAGAGAAGAAAGCAUUGUUGAACCCUUAUCGUUUCAAGAAGACCUGGACUGGUUCCUCAGGAUCAAUGGGACAAGACUAGAUCAGUAGGAGCUUUGAAAGAGGACGACAAAGAGUCUAGGGCGAUGACGCUGAUUGGCCGCUGUCUGCUGGUGGUAGUGUUGUGGAUUGGGGUCAGAGAAGGGGCCGGUGGUGAGCAGAUGAAGCAGGCCCAGGCUCCUCUUAUCCCUCAUCGGCCGUUCAUCGUAGUGUGGAACGCCCCCACAGAGUCCUGCCGCCUUCGCUUCAAGGUGGACCUGGACCUCAGCGUCUUUGACAUCGUGGCCAACCUCAACGAGACCCUUAGCGGGCCUAAUGUCACCAUCUUCUACCAUAGCCACCUGGGCUAUUAUCCUUACUACGCCAGCUCUGGGAACCCCAUCAACGGGGGCCUGCCCCAGAACCAGAGCCUGUCCAAGCACCUGAGCAAGGCCAGGGCCGACAUCGACAAGCUCAUCCCUCACAAGGACUUCCGAGGCCUGGGUGUCAUUGACUGGGAGAACUGGAGGCCCCAGUGGGUGCGCAACUGGGGCUCGAAGGACAUCUACCGCAACAAGUCCAAGGAGCAGAUCCGGAAGCUCCAUCCAGAUUGGCCUGAGAGCAAGGUGGAGAAUGAGGCCAAGGAGGCCUUUGAGAGGGCCGGACAGGCCUUUAUGAACAAUACUCUACUGUUGGCCGAAAGUCGACGACCUGACGGCCUCUGGGGCUUCUACUUGUUCCCCGACUGCUACAACUAUGGCUACAAGACGCACCCGCAUCGCUACACAGGUGAAUGCCCCAAUGUGGAGCAUGUCCGUAAUGACCAUCUCAUGUGGCUUUGGAGGGAGAGCACAGCUCUCUACCCCUCCGUGUACCUAGACUACGAACUCAAGUCCUCGGCCAACACCGUCAAGUUUGUCCACUACCGCGUCAAAGAGGCCAUGAGAAUUGCCUCCAUCGCACGCACCGACUUCACGCUGCCUGUGUUUGUGUACUCUAGACCCUUCUAUGCCUACACCUUCACGGUCCUCUCAGAGAGUGACCUGGUGCACACUAUCGGAGAGAGUGCAGCUCUUGGGGCGUCAGGAGUGGUACUUUGGGGCUCCUCAGAAUAUGCUCGAACUCAGAGAAACUGCCUGACCGUGAAGAAGUAUAUUGAUGGCCCUUUAGGCCACUAUGUCAUCAACGUCACCUCAGCCGCCAAGCUGUGCAGCAAAGCCCUGUGCAAGAAGAACGGCAAGUGUGUGAGGAAGAGCCUCGACUCAGGGGCCUACCUCCACCUCAACCCCCGCUUCUUCCACAUUCGCCGCAACCUGGGCCACCGGGGGCCCCACUUCCACGUGAGCGGCCAUCUUAACAACCACGACAUCCUGGACAUGAAGCACAAGUUUACCUGCCAGUGCUACCAGGGCUGGACGGGGGUCUACUGCGAGAUGCCCCAGAUGCCACCGCUCCCUCCCAUGCCCCGACCCAGGGACAACAGCCUGCUAGGGGAUAUACUAGUCAUCCUGUCACUUCACUUCUCCUGUCUGUGUGUCAUCAUGUUCCUUGGUCUCUGCCUCAUCAUCAAGUGUUUGAUACUGUAGAGAGAGGACUACCCAGCAAACUGGGAACAUUCCCAGGACAUUAAAUAACAUUCUUAUUAAGUUCUAGCUAACAUUAGGAUGAUAACAUCCCACAAACAUUUUUUAUCAUCUAAUAUUUUUUAUAAGAAAAUGUUUCAAAUUAAAUAUUAUUGGAAUGUGCUCCUAACAUUCACUAAAUUGUUCUGCACAACAUCUGUUAAAACUACCACAGAAGAUUCCCCUAAGGUUCACAUUAGGUUGCCAGGGAAUAUAAUAACACAACAUUGCGGUAAUGUUCUCAGAACUUACUGGUGCAACAAAAUGUGGAUGAAAUAGUGGUUGUGUGGAAAUAUUACCGGAACGUUCUGCUGAUUUUGAUGGAAAUGUUAUUCAAAACAACAAGCAGGGAAUAUUCCUACAAUGAUCUCAUAAAGUUAUAGUGUGAUAUUAUGACAUGAUGUUCCAAAAACAUCCCUGAACAAACUUCAGCAAUUAUGUCUGGAUUCAAUUGAAUAGGUUCUGAAAAAUCUGCCCCAAUCAUUCGAAUUUUAAAUAUUUGGAAGUAGAUAUAUUUCCUGCCUGUCAUAAAACAAUUGCCAGAAACUUUAACAGAAUGCUCAAAUCAAUUCAAUCCAACCACAGUAGAUAGAUUAACAUCCCAAUUGCUUUCACUGGCAGAAUAUCUAUUGUCAAAAUGAAUAUAUUGCCACGGCUGAAUUUCUGUAGGUCAAUGCUUCCCAUGUCUCCCCUUCUGGCUAUUGGGAUACAAUUCAUAGUGUGGUUUCAAAAUGUAUAUGGCAAGGUAAGCGAUCCAGGAUAAAAAUAAAACAUUUACAAAUUUACAAAGAGGGAAAGACGUAGGAGGACUAUACGUACCAAACUUUAAAUUGUAUUUCCAGGCACUGACAUUUCGCCCCAUCCUAAAUUGGUUCACUGAUAUAUCCCUUAAACAAUGUAAACUACGCUUUAUUCCUAUCGUUGCUCAUACAAUUUCUAUUUGGCACAUAAUGGUUUGAGAACAGUCCAAGAUUUGAAAAACACAUACACAUUUCCAGGCAUCUCCUUCUUUCUAUAUUUACAACUUCGGUCAGCUAUGGUGGCCUAUGGAGUAUCUCGGGAAACCCAAAUACCGAACCAUCCAAUGAUGGGAUUUAUAAAUAAAUGAUCUGGGCUACCAAAAGGACAAAUCUCUAUAGUAUAUAAACAACUUUUGGAAAGCUCAUAUUCAGAUGUAGCCAAUACAAAAGUAUGGUCUACGGAACUAAGUGAAUCUGAAUAACCCUUUAACUGGAAAAGAAUAUGGAAAAACAUAACCUUAGCAUCCCAUAAUCCGAACCAUCAAUGUAUAUAUUUUACAUUUGUUCACAUUUGUUCACACACCAAGGAAAUGUUUUACUAUGAAAUUGGCCAUCAUUUAUUUUUUCUUUUCUUUUCCUGUAUAUACAGAAUGUAUUAUUACUUAAACUCUAAAAUAUUUUGUAGUUAUGUACCGAUACUUUGUAGUUAUGUACCUUUUGUAAUGUUUUUUUCUUUAAAAUGUUUCUUCUUGAGUGGCAGCCCAUAGGUACAAUGUGUAAAAUAAUGAAUUGAAAAUAUAUGAACGGAAUAUGAAAUGAUAAACAUUUAACCCCCCAAUGAAAAAAUUACAAAUAAAUACAAAUUUGGUCAAAAAACUAAAAGAAACUUAGUGCAGCUGUUAAUGGAGAAGUCAUUAUAAAUACCUAAAACAACAUGAAGAGAACAUUCCCACUAGACUCUCAUGAAGUUGUUAUAGUGUGAAGAAGGCACAGUGAUGGCGAAAUGUUAAAUUACUGGGAGGUUAUACAUAUGGAGUGUGCGACUCUCUUUGCUUUUAUAACUUACAGUUUAUUCACCUCUACACUAAAUAAUUUUGCGAGAAGCUAAUGAAGUUAUUCUGUAAUGUUAUGACAUGAUGUUCCAAUAAUGUUCUAAGAACAUACUUCCAUGACAAUGGAAGUGGCUCUGAAAACAUUACUGCAAUGCUCUGCCAAUAUUGAUGUGCCAUAUUAUUUCCGAAGUUGCCAAACUUUGAAACAUAGCAUCAUGUAAAACGAUUUUAGACUAUCUAAUUAGGGUAUCGUCCAUAUAUAGUUAUAACUAGGACUGGGCGACAUUGCCAAAAUAUAAUAUCACAAUACUUUUUUAUUUCUGACUCUAUUUGGCAGUAUUUUAUCUUUAUUUAAAAAAAAUGGGGAAAUUUUAAAUACAAUUUGGUAAAUGACAAAAAAUAAAUAAAUGGGUACUGAGAACAAUGUCUAAUUGCUGACACAAAAAAAGCAACUUUGGCUAAAAAAAAUUACGUGGAUGAAGGUCAUGUUUAGGCAAAUAAACUAUAAAGGGAAAUAAACGGCUACAGUCUACACUUUUUUAGAAAAGAGGCAUUUGUUUUAAGUUCCCGGGGAAACUGCUCCCGGAGGUGCCAGUUACCCUGGUAGAAGAUUAUGGCAUAGUGUUUCACACAAGUUGUCACGACUCAGGAUAAGACCCAGAUGCAGACAGUUCGAAUAACAGACGUUUAUUAUAAAACAGGUGGCAGGCAAACGACAGGUCAAGGGCAGGCAGAGGUCGGUAGUCCAAGGCAGAGUCCGUAAGGUACAGAGUGGCAGGCAUAACUAUAAAACAGGGGCUCAAGAACACAGGAGUACGAAAAACACGCUGGUAGCCUUGACGAGACAAGAUGAACUGGCGACAGACAAACAGAGAGCACAGGUAUAAAUGCACAGGGGAUAAUGGGGAAGAUGGGCGACACCUGGAAGGGGGUGGAGACAACACAAAGACAGGUGAAACAGAUCAGGGUGUGACAUACUUGUGUUAAAAUCUGUGUCAUCAGUUAAAUUUAGAAAUUCUUUAGAAACUAAUACUUAAAAGCAAAGUCCAGUUGGCUUAUUUGAAUUAUUUUAAUAAAAUAUGGAGGGGCGGGCAAUGGUGUUGCACAUGUCACCAUUAAUAUACGCACUAAUCAAAUCAAAUCAAAUCACAUUUUAUUUGUCACAUGCGCCGAAUACAACAGCUGUAGACCUUACAGUGAAAUGCUUACUUACAAGCCCUUAACCAACAAUUCAAUUUUAAGAAAAUAACAAAUAAUUAAAGAGCAGCAGUAAAUAACAAUAGCGUAGCUAUAUACAGGGGGUACCGGUACAGAGUCAAUGUGCAGGGGCACCGGUGUCAAGUUAAUUGAGGUAAUACGUACAUGCAGGUAGAGUUAUUAAAGUGACUAUG
Salmo salar (Atlantic salmon) is the source of this 5013-nucleotide messenger RNA. RefSeq names its product hyaluronidase. NCBI's taxonomy places the organism in Eukaryota, Metazoa, Chordata, Actinopteri, Salmoniformes, Salmonidae. Gene Ontology annotation, cellular component: cytoplasmic vesicle. Gene Ontology annotation, biological process: hyaluronan catabolic process; carbohydrate metabolic process; defense response. Gene Ontology annotation, molecular function: hyalurononglucosaminidase activity. The record is from RefSeq and is a predicted model, not a curated record.